AUGCUCGCCGCUUGUUCAUCAGAUGGCCAUCUGAUGAACGUUUUGGAGCGUCCACAAGCGUGUGGAUGUACUACGAGUGAGUGCGAUGGCCUCACUUGUGGUACGGUCGUUAGUACGACUGCACAAAACCUUAGUGUACCAAACGGUUACACUUCGGAGCAAAGUUCCGGCGGCUGUGAGGAAACACAGGCUGCGCCGAAGGUCCACCACUCGAAUAAGUCGGGUGGACUGGGACAAAGAUGUAUCCCUAGAGGGGAACAUCUAGAAGAGAAACAAUCGAUCGCUCAGGUUAAGCGAAACGAUAAUCCUAGAUCGACUGGAGAGUCUUUCGUAGAGGAUCUCGCUGUGGUUGCGCAACCCCAGCUAGAGGAAAUAAAGGGAAUAAGUCCCAAGAUUACAAAUACGGCGGAAAUAAGUUCCCCGAAACCCGCGGGAAUAAGUCCCCGGGAAGACGAAGGAAUAAGUCCUUCGAAGCCUGAGGGAAUAAGUCCCCAGGAAAUGACAGAGACAUUGAAUGUCAUAGUCAAUAACGGAUCAUGUGUAGGCGCUUAUACACUUGAUCUGAUUGCGCCUCCGAAGUUAACUUCGGAGAUCACUCAGUUGCCAACGCUCGAACAUAAAAGGUUCUUGCGUGAUCUGCGUAGUGGCAAAGUCAAGCAGAUCUGCAUACUCGUCGCUGACGACGAGUGUGUAACCGACAUAAGGUCAGCAACAGUGUUUACUGAGAACGAGAGAGUUCUCAGUAGUUCAUCUAUGGACGAGAGUGUCCUAGAUGAAAAGACACGAAUUGAGCGAUAUGAGUCCCAAUCAUGGGAAUCGCUCAAGGAAAACCCUCUCUAUGAGGAUUUGGUUGAAUUCAAGGAUGUAUUCCCUGAAACUGUUCCGUGCGAAUUACCGAAGGAUAAAGGUAUUCGACACGAAGUCGAGCUUAAACCAGGCUCGAAGUACUGUGUCAUGAAGCAGUGGCCACUGCCUCGUGAACAAGUACUUGCGAUCGACAAGUUCUUUGCCGAUCGUUUAGCAGCGGGCCAUGUGAGGGAAUCAACUUCCCCACAUAGCUCUCCGACCUUCUGUGUGCGAAAAGCAACAGGAGGGUGGCGGAUAGUGCACGCGUUUAACAAAUUGAACGCUGCAACGGUACCGGCUCAGACGCCGAUACCGAGGAAGGACGUAAUCAUUGAUGGUAUGUCAAAGAGUACCAUCUUUUCGUCCAUGGAUUUGAUGGAUGGCUUCUAUCAAAUCCUAAUGCGGGAACGGGAUAUACCCUAUACCGCAGUUAGCACGCCUAGCGGCAUGCUCUGGGAAUGGCUAGUAAUGCCACAAGGGCUCAGUAAUGCCCCUGCCACGUUCAACAGGUGUGUAUCACAUCUGUUGAGGCCAGUACGAGAAUUCGCGCCGAGUUAUUUCGAUGACGUAUUCAUCCAUAGUCGAGCUAUGGAUGGAAAGUCGGACGUUGAGGUUCACAAGUACCACGUCCGACAAGUUCUUACAAUCAUGCAAAAGCAUCAAUUGUAUGCAAACCUCAAGAAGUGUAUAUUUGCAGCAAGCGAAAUACCACUUCUUGGGUGCAUCGUUGGUAAGAACGGUGUACGUCCUGAUCCCGAAAAGAUCAAGGCGAUCACCGACUGGCCCGUGCCGGUCGAUGUCAAAGGUCUUCGAAAAUUCCUUGGGCUAGCGGCGUAUUUGCAUAAGUAUUCACGCAAUUACGCUGAGAUGACUGUACACCCUCUCUCGUUUGUUGAAAAAGAACGAGAGGUGGUUAUGGAACGCUGA
Messenger RNA from Peronospora matthiolae, 1773 nucleotides. NCBI's taxonomy places the organism in Eukaryota, Oomycota, Peronosporomycetes, Peronosporales, Peronosporaceae. The record is from the annotation of a GenBank genome assembly.